CUCGAGGUUGUGCGGCGACCGGCCCUCAAGUAAUUCGCGCGGAGUGUGAGGACUUUUUUUCGCGGAGAAUUCGCGGGAGUUGAGGCGACAGCAUCGACUGCGGAAAAGCGAAACGUCAUGUCGGCGCUCGUGCGGCGCAUGAGUGCCUUGCUCAUACAGCCGAAGGGCUCCCUGCUCCGUUUUUCGGCCGUCGCUGAGAAGAGCGACGUGAAGCAAAGUGGCGAUGUAGAAAAGAAGAGCGACAAGACGCGGAGAGAGAAACAGAAUUUCACUAAUGUCGAAGGUCUCAAGCAGUUCUUCGAUGAGGAUAAUUUCUUCGAAGACAGAGUCCGGAGCGGUCGCAGUUGGAAUCUCGACGAGCUUCGGAUAAAAUCGAACUCAGAUCUACACAAACUCUGGUAUGUUCUUCUGAAGGAGAAAAACAUGUUACUGACGCUGCAGGCCGCCGCAAAGGAAGCCGUCGAAGUUAUGCCCAACGAGGAACGGAUCGAUCGCGUGGAGAUCUCGAUGGAGAAUCUGGAGUUGGUCGUUCGAGAAAGAAACAAGGCGUACUUCGACCUGGAGGUCGGGGAGACCGGCGAGCAGCCCGUUUUUGUCCACACCAACUGGAUGGGCCUACAGACUUUGCGCGUUGCGACUCCACACUAUUUACCGCAGAGAUACAACAAGAGUUUCAACGAGAGGCAUCCGUUGCCGUUCAACGAUCGGAACCAAAGCUGGUUCCUCAAUCACUACAGGGAGAAGAGGUCGGCUCUGAAACGCCGAGAAUCGAAUCGCGCCACGCGUCACGUAUGUCGCCUCCUCAGACGAAAUCCCAAUGCGGACAUUGACGCUCUGAGAGAACGCUACCCAACAGUGGAUGUCGACGCAGAGAAAGCAAGGUUGCAUUACAAGGGGGAAAUCUGAACUGUCUACAACAUCAAAUAAAAUAGUUCUCAGUGAU
Messenger RNA from Galendromus occidentalis (western predatory mite), 943 nucleotides. It is a transcript of the gene mRpL47, whose product is annotated as mitochondrial ribosomal protein L47. Gene Ontology annotation, biological process: mitochondrial translation. Gene Ontology annotation, molecular function: structural constituent of ribosome. NCBI's taxonomy places the organism in Eukaryota, Metazoa, Arthropoda, Arachnida, Mesostigmata, Phytoseiidae. The transcript has a single exon. Gene Ontology annotation, cellular component: mitochondrial large ribosomal subunit; mitochondrial ribosome. The record is from RefSeq and is a predicted model, not a curated record. Bases 118 to 906 code for a protein of 262 amino acids.